AAACUCAAAUGCACACAGCAAGCAUGCAUGUAAACCACACACUUGCCACUCCGGCUGCCUCAGCGCUGCAGAGCCCCUCUCCGCUGCCUGUCCUCGGAUCCCUGGUGCACACUGGAGGGAAGUAAAACCUACCCAGACAGGAAGUGAAGCAGUUGGUGAGCUUUUCUGGUGCUCUGCACAGAUGCUGGGGCACUAAGCAAACAGCCAUCAGUUUCUGGAGCUGUUCUAAGUCCCGUGGAGUCUCCAUUGGAGCCAUUUCCUCGUCCAGGCAUCCCGAUGUUGGUGGAUGGCCCAUCUGAGUGGCCAGCCCUGCGCUUCUUGCUGUUGGCUGUGGCAAUGUGUUUCUUCCGCUCAGCUCUAUCCAUAGAUGAGGCGCAUCUGUUGUUGAAAGAAAAAAUGAUGCGGCUCGGGGGGCCGCUGGUGCUGACCACCAAGGAGGAGCAGGCCAACGAGAGGCUCAUGACGCUCAAAAUCGCUGAGAUGAAGGAGGCCAUGAAGACCCUGAUAUUCCCACCCAGCAUGCACUUUUUCCAGGCUAAGCAUCUCAUUGAGAGAAGUCAAGUGUUUAAUAUUCUAAGGAUGAUGCCAAAAGGGGCUGCCUUGCACCUCCAUGACACUGGCAUCGUGACUAUGGACUGGCUGGUGAGGAAUGUCACCUACAGGCCUCACUGCCACAUCUGUUUCACCUCGAAGGGGAUCAUGCAGUUUAGAUUUGCUCACCCAACUCCCCGUACAUCAGAAAAAUGUUCCAAGUGGAUCCUGCUGGAGGAUUAUCGGAAGCGGGUGCAGAACGUCACUGAGUUUGACGACAGCUUGUUGAGGAAUUUCACUCUGGUGACCCAGCACCCGGAGGUGAUUUACACAAACCAAAAUGUUGUCUGGUCGAGAUUUCAAACCAUCUUCUUCACCAUCUCUGGUCUCAUCCGUUAUGCACCAGUGUUCAGAGACUAUGUCUUCCGGAGCAUGCAGGAGUUCUACGAGGACAACGUGCUCUACGUGGAGAUCAGAGCCAGGCUGCUGCCGGUGUAUGAGCUCAGUGGAGAGCACCACGACGAAGAGUGGUCAGUGAAGACUUACCAGGAAGUAGCUCAGAAGUUUGUGGAAACUCACCCUGAGUUUAUUGGAAUCAAAAUCAUUUAUUCAGAUGACAGGAGGGAUUGUGCCCGUCCCCCUAGGAGGGAGCUUGCAGGAUGGGCCCACGUUCUGCUCAGAGGCUCCCUGGUGCCAGACGCCUCCCUGUCCCUCUCUGUCCUGCAGGUGGGGCAUGAGGACACUGGCCACUCCUUGCACUACUACAAGGAAGCUCUGAUGAUCCCCGCCAGGGAUGGCGUUAAGCUGCCUUUCUUCUUCCACGCCGGAGAGACAGAUUGGCAGGGCACUUCCAUAGACAAGAACAUUCUGGAUGCUCUGAUGCUGAACACUACCAGAAUCGGCCAUGGAUUUGCUUUGAGUAAACACCCCGCAGCCAGGGCUUACUCCUGGGAAAAGGACAUCCCCAUAGAAGUCUGUCCCAUCUCUAACCAGGUGCUAAAACUGGUGUCUGACUUGAGGAACCACCCUGUAGCCGCUCUGAUGGCCAUUGGGCACCCCAUGGUAAUCAGCUCUGAUGACCCAGCCAUGUUUGGUGCCAAAGGCUUGUCGUACGAUUUCUAUGAAGCCUUCAUGGGCAUUGGGGGGAUGAAGGCUGACCUGCGGACCCUCAAACAGCUGGCCAUGAACUCUAUCAGGUACAGCACCCUGUUGGAGACGGAGAAAAAUACUUUCAUGGAAAUCUGGAAGAAGAGAUGGGAUAAGUUCAUAGUGGAUGUGGCUACAAAGUGAGGAGAAGCUAGCCAGCCCUCCACAAGCUGUCUUCUCACACCCACUGUCACUGCCUCUCAUUCGUUCUUGAAUCAGCUCCAUGUCCCCAUCAAAUCAACGGCCUCUGUGUGGAGCGACGGUGUCAGAAGCACUUGGCUGGCUGACCAAAGUCAUCCUCUGGAAAUAUUCUCUCUCAAUCACAGUGACAUUGACCCUCUUGGUUUUCUCCUCUCUCUGGCCAUUUCUUCCAGUUUCCCUAUUUCAGAGUCUCUUCCUCUCUCUGAUCUCUGUGCUGUUUCCUCAGGACUCAGUCCUGGGCUCUCUUCUAUUCUGGUCUCUUUAUUUUUUUAUUUGAAAAAUUUUUUUGAGAUGGAGUUUUGCUCUUUUUGCCCAGGCUGGAGUGCAGUGGCGCGAUCUCGGCUCAGUGCAACCUCCGCCUCCCGGGUUCAGGCAAUUCUCCUGCCUCAGCCUCCUGAGUAGCUGGGAUUACAGGCAUGUGCCACCACACCCAGCUGAUUUUUGCAUUUUUAGUAGAGACAGGUUUUCACCAUGUUGGUCAGGAUGAUCUCGAUCUCUUGAAUUCGUGAUCUGCCCACCUCUGCCUCCCAAAGUGCUGGAAUUACUGGCUGAGCCACCAUGCCUGGCCUCUUCUGGUCUCUUUAACUCUCUCCUCUUUAUUUCUCUUCUCUCUCUGUACUCUUUUCCUGGGUGGUCUCAUCCAUUCCUUUGCUUUCUCAUACCAUUUAUUUGUUAAUGAUUCCCACAUUGAUUUAUGCACUUAGAGAGCUCACAGGAAUCUCAGAAACUGACGAGGUACAAUUCUGGACCCUCAGUCUCUUCCCUUUAAACCUUUCUUUUUCUCUAUCUUAAUUUUUCUAAAGAGUGUCUUGCUACGUUGCCCAGGCUGGUCUCCAUCUCCUGGCCUCAAGUGAUCCUCCUGCCGCAGUCUCCUGAAGUGCUGGAUUACUGACAUGAGCCACCACACUUAGCCCUUUAAACCUUUCCCUGGCCUUUCCCAUAGCUGGUGAAGGACACCUCCAUCUGUUCCACCCAGUUGCUCAAAGCAGAAAU
Molecule: messenger RNA, 2871 nt
Organism: Mandrillus leucophaeus (drill)
Lineage: Eukaryota; Metazoa; Chordata; Mammalia; Primates; Cercopithecidae
Gene: ADA2
Product: cat eye syndrome chromosome region, candidate 1
Exons: 11
Coding region: 277-1821 (514 amino acids)
Biological process (GO): inosine biosynthetic process; adenosine catabolic process
Molecular function (GO): adenosine deaminase activity
Source: RefSeq, a predicted model, not a curated record